UAUUAGACAGGGCUCUCAUGUGACUGCUUAUGGGAGGGUUUAAAGAUGAUUGGGAGCCAUCUUGCACACUCGCUUUACACCCCCAAAUAUAUGUCACAACUCUACACUUCAAACUUACAAACACAAAUACACGGAGAGAGAUUAUCAACCACCGCUUGUGGAAAACUUUAAAAUCUUCAAUGCUUGGGAGAGAAAGGAAUGGACAGAAAAAUAGAAAAGACUAACACUGGCUUUCAGGCCCUCGGUCUGUGAAACGUUCCUUUUGCGGAGACCGGAUUCAUUCGUUUGUUGAAGGAUAAUCAAAUCUUCCUGCAUAUAAUAUCUUUAAACUGUUGCUUGAAUGACAUUCAUGUUGAGAUGCACCACAACAGACUUGCAUAUUAAGAAAAAAGGACCUGGUCAAACAUAUUGCUUUAACUUUUUUGUGCGCUUCGGACACUGAGAGUGGUGUGGGAAUUUGCAAAUUAAAGUAUUAUCGCCGCUGAUAUUGUUACUCACCGUUUGGAAGAGAAAAUAUAUUUAAGUCAUGAGUACAGCCAGAAUGGAGAAUCCGGUUAUUCUGGGACUGUCGAAUCAGAAUGGCCAAAUGCGAGGCUCUGUGAAGCUAGCAGGGGGCCCUGGAGGUGGUGGAGGGGGCUCACAACCAACACAGCCUGCCCAGGUCAAGGGCUCCAGCACAGUCAACAACGGCAACCCCCAGCCUUCACCCACAGCCAACACCAUCAUUAAGCCUGGGGAUGACUGGAAGAAGAAUCUAAAGCUUCCUCCAAAGGAUAUGCGCAUGAAAACUUCAGAUGUGACGGCGACCAAGGGAAAUGAGUUUGAGGAUUACUGCUUGAAACGGGAGCUGCUUAUGGGCAUCUUUGAAAUGGGCUGGGAGAAACCAUCACCUAUACAGGAGGAGAGCAUUCCCAUUGCGUUGUCUGGGAGGGACAUUCUGGCAAGAGCCAAGAACGGCACAGGAAAAAGUGGCGCCUACCUCAUUCCCUUACUUGAACGCAUUGACCUGAAGAAAGACAACAUACAAGCGGUGGUCAUUGUGCCCACCAGAGAACUGGCUCUACAGGUGAGUCAGAUCUGCAUCCAGGUCAGCAAACACAUGGGCGGGGUUAAGGUCAUGGCAACUACAGGUGGAACCAACCUUCGUGAUGAUAUAAUGAGACUGGACGAAACAGUGCAUGUUAUCAUUGCCACUCCAGGAAGAAUCUUAGACCUCAUCAAAAAGGGGGUGGCCAAAGUCAACAAAGUACAGAUGAUCGUAUUGGAUGAGGCAGAUAAGCUCCUGUCGCAGGACUUUGUACAGAUGAUGGAGGAACUUCUGAGCUCCUUGCCCAAACAAAGGCAAAUUCUGCUGUACUCUGCCACCUUCCCAUUGAGUGUGCAGAAGUUUAUGAAUGCCCACCUGCAGAAGCCCUAUGAGAUAAACCUGAUGGAGGAGUUGACACUGAAGGGUGUUACCCAGUAUUACGCCUAUGUAACCGAAAGGCAGAAAGUCCAUUGCCUUAAUACACUCUUCUCCAGGCUCCAGAUCAACCAGUCAAUAAUAUUCUGCAACUCAUCCCAGCGAGUGGAGCUCCUCGCCAAGAAGAUCUCUCAGCUUGGUUACUCCUGUUUCUACAUUCACGCCAAGAUGAGACAGGAACACAGAAAUCGGGUGUUCCAUGAUUUCCGAAAUGGCUUAUGUCGAAAUCUCGUCUGCACUGAUCUUUUCACAAGAGGAAUUGAUAUACAAGCUGUGAAUGUGGUGAUCAACUUUGAUUUCCCCAAACUUGGGGAGACAUACCUCCAUCGCAUUGGCAGAUCUGGUCGUUUUGGACAUUUGGGUCUUGCCAUCAACUUGAUCACAUAUGAUGACCGCUUUAACCUGAAGGGUAUUGAAGAACAGCUGGGUACUGAGAUCAAACCCAUUCCCAGCAGUAUUGACAAGAGUCUAUAUGUGGCCGAGUACCACAGCGAGAGUGGAGAGGAGGUUAAACUGUGAGCAGGAGAGAUCACCAAUCUUUUGUCCCCUAUCUCCACUUUCUCCCCCUACUGUGUCUAUGGAAUGGGGGAUUUUUUUUUAUUCUUCUGUCCGUCUUCCUCUUCCCCCUCCUUUGUUGUCUUGUGCCACCACGAGGAAUGUGACGACCCAAUAAUCGGCAAGGACUCAUGGCCUAAUAAAGGACUGUUGCACCAAGAUUUUUUUCAAUCCUGAAGACUUCAAAUCACUUCGAGGAAGGAAAGAGGGGACGCGAGGAUUUAUCAACCAUGAAAAGAAAUGAUUACUCAUCGCCCACAAGCACAUUUACACACCCCGCUGUCGCCCUAUACCUCUGCUCACGUUUCUAGUCAUUUGUAACAAGUGCCUUAAUAAGCAGUCUAACUUGUUCGAAAGUAAUAAUCUGAUUUCCCAUCACUUUUUUUCUUUCUUUUGCUUUUAGUAGUGCUUGUCAGCAUCUCCCAUUUGACAUCAGAAGAUCAUUUUUGAAUUUGCCUCAGAUUUUAGGGGUGGUUAAGAAGAGGACUUUACAGCCAGCGAGCGAGCAGGUAGGGCAGCAAAUGUGAUUUGUGCAGUCCCUGGCGUGAAAACUGAGAUGAUAUCAGCGAUGAGCAUGGCAACAGUGAUGGGGGUUAACGUUCCUGUGGCAAACUUUCAAAAGCCCCACGAAGUUCUCUGUGGCUUUUUCCUUCAUCCGCUCAUGGGACAUGUCAUCCCUCUAGAGACCCAUAACUCUUUCCUCCUCAGUCUUCAGCGAGCCAACACUAAAAGACUUGAUCAGACUCACACCAGCCUUUUCUCAUGGCCAUGAGGACUUCCCUUUCAGAUGAAUGUGGUUUCUUUUCCCUUUUUUUUUUGCAUUCUUGUUGGGUAGGCACUCUGUCCUAAAUGUGCCAUUUUAUACAGAUUUGGCACAUUGUAAACAUUUUGUAAAUACUUUAUUUGUUUUUUUAAUAGAUUGUUUUAAAACGAGCUAAAAGGCUGGAUGACUUUUGAGAAGAAUGGAAAUACGAUCUUCAAUACAGGAUUCUGUCAGCACUGGACGGCACUUUUUUUCGCGCAUCUCUUUCCAUCUUUGGAAAAUUUAGCCAAGGUUAAACCUUUCAAGGCAGCGCACCACCCUAGUAAGACAAUUUGGACUAGUUUCGUUUAAUCCGAAAAAGCAUUUUGUUCGAGUACUCUAUUUAGGUUUCAGCAGGUGGUGCAGUCGGUCCAAUUUGCACUCGCGUGUACUUUAAAUUAAUAACCGCCAUCCAUUACCCAGUGUUGACACGAGUUCCUGAUAUGGAUAGCCGAAAUUAACGGCCUCAGUUAAGGGUUGUAAAAAACACGAGGCCUAUCCAGCGUUUUGCUUGUAACGCUGACUUACGAGGCACUCGGCAGGGUCCCUUGCCUGGGUGACUCUGAUCAUAGAGGUAAUUUAAUAUUUUCAUCAUGUAUUAGUGCUACUUGCUGCAGUGCAGCUCAAAUUGGCAAUGUGCAAAAACGUAGAGCGGGAUGUGUAGCUGUUACUUGGGUCUGCGUUCACUGCCGUUGGCGCUAGGACAUGACUUUAUUAUAUAGACCGUAUGGGGUGGUGGGAUUGACUUGGACGUUCCUAUUAGGGGAAAAAAGGAAAAAACUGGAUGCCAAGAAUUGGGAAAAAAUGGUCUGACACAAUGUAGCGGCAAAGAAAUGAUAGUGCACCGUAAGUCAGCUGGCUUUGUUUCUGUAAUAAGACCAUGUACUUAAGAUGCUGCACAGAUUUAACAGAAGAAUCUAAACCUUUGAAGUGUGGGCUGCACUUAUUUUGGACUGUAGUAGUUCAGGGGUCGGGCAAUAAUGCGGGAUUGGGGGCACUUCCUCGGCUUGGGCAAAAGUGUUCAGGUCGAAAUUGAUUUUUUUUGGGGGGGGGUAUUGUGGCAGGGAUGUGGGUAUUUAACAUGGGUGCUGAAAACCAAAUGAUUUUUUUUUUAAAGCAGAAUAUUUAUUUCCCCCUAACACUAAUAGCCUUGAAUGAUUUGCUUUUUAUUUUGGGGGAUUGAAACGGGGGCUUGUUUGAUACACUUGAGCUCUUCUGCUGCUUUUGACCCAUGGCGUUUUUGGGGUGGGCAGGGGGUUGGGAAGGAUGCAAUUUUUUGCCUUCUGUGAUAAUUUGGCGCAUUUAAAUUUGCUCUAACAUUGGUCCCCAUUUAAAGUUAAAUAGAGGUGAGAUGUUUUUAUAUUCAAUUGGUCGGCAUUGUCUGCUGUGGAAUGUUGCAUGGAGUUUUCAGGUACAAGCAAGGUUUCACUUCUGGCUGUCAGGUUACAAAAUUAAGCAAAAAAAGUUUUGUGACUUUUGUUACAUAACAUGCAACAUUGCCACAGUAGCACUGCUUGAAUCUAAGCUUGUAUUCUCUUCUUCUUUAAAAGAACAGAUGCCCCAUGUCUAGUCAACUACUUUCUUUGGACCUUUAAAAAAAUCUGCUUUAAAGAAGAGAGUAUGAGUUAAUGGGCUUGUUGGCAGCAGCCCAGUGUUUUGCAAAAGUCACUGCUGUGAAAAUCACUGUGCAUUGUUGAAAUGUUGUAAAGCAGCAUCUUAUUGAAUGUGCUGUGCUUUUUACUGCAGUGGUUGGGGUUUUAAUUUCACUUUAUUUUUGGUUUGUUUUUGGAAGAAUGAUGUGGAGAACAUCUCACCUGUUUAAAUUAUUACAGUUUCCCUCGUAUGUAAAUUUGAUCUUAUUUAACAAUCCACACAUUCUUCAGAAUAUUAUUAUUUUUUUUGCUGGGGUGGGUCGUUGGUUGGGAUGUUUGCUGCCCUGAUGCAUCUUGGUUCUUUGCCCUUGGCAGUUUCACAGUGGGCUGUUAAGUGUACAGGAAUAUUAGGAUGCAUCAGUCUGGGUUGGGGAUGGGCGGGGUGGGUGUUAAUGGGAAAUAAUUGGCGAACCAAAAAUUGAAAUCAACAACUUGGGAGUUUUGGGGUAAGGAAAAUUCAAUCUCUAAACUUUACCCUUAAAUUUGAGAUUUUCUUUUUGCUUAAGCAAACACUAGUUGGAUAUUGCAUAUUAAAAUUAAAAACUAAAUUUAUUUUCUUUUUGAAAUUUGGUCAUUUCAAUUGGCGUUGUUCUCAGUGAUGCUACAUUUUAAAGUUUGAAGUUAUGUGAUGAUGUAAAUGCAAUGGUUAACAUCUGUGAUGGUUUUUGUUUGAAAAUAAAGCUCACUGAAGUUCUAAUAAA
Messenger RNA from Misgurnus anguillicaudatus (oriental weatherfish), 5172 nucleotides. RefSeq names its product DEAD (Asp-Glu-Ala-Asp) box helicase 6 (gene ddx6). NCBI's taxonomy places the organism in Eukaryota, Metazoa, Chordata, Actinopteri, Cypriniformes, Cobitidae. Gene Ontology annotation, molecular function: RNA helicase activity; nucleic acid binding; ATP binding. The record is from RefSeq and is a predicted model, not a curated record.